Papaver somniferum (opium poppy) is the source of this 2659-nucleotide messenger RNA. RefSeq names its product zinc finger CCCH domain-containing protein 65-like. The transcript has 8 exons. Bases 81 to 2501 code for a protein of 806 amino acids. Gene Ontology annotation, molecular function: metal ion binding; RNA binding. Gene Ontology annotation, biological process: negative regulation of DNA-templated transcription. The record is from RefSeq and is a predicted model, not a curated record. Lineage: Eukaryota; Viridiplantae; Streptophyta; Magnoliopsida; Ranunculales; Papaveraceae. Gene Ontology annotation, cellular component: nucleus.
CUAGGGGUUUAAAGAAGAACGAUGAUGGAGCUGCGAAUCUUGAGAUUAUACUAAAAACAAAUCAUACUCUGGUUUCACCAAUGGGAGAAGCAAUUCAUUCUGGGUUUCGUCGUAGACGAUCUCAUCUGAAGAGUAAAACAGUCGAUACUCUUCUCAAAAUCAUGUCUUUAUGUGCUGAUGAUCAAGAAUCUCAGAAUUCUCUUCCAGUCGUAUCUGAUGCCAUAAAUUCAGGUGUUCGAAGAAAUGGCUCAGAGAAUGAAUUGGUAAAAGAUAAGAGUGCUGAGGUGGUUUUAGGACUUGAAGAUUCGGCGAUUCUAGAUGACGAGGUUGGUUCUUUUGUAAUCAAGGAACCACAGCAAAGGAAUGUUGAUGAGGCCAAAGUUGUUGAUGAACACAUAACGAAUGAAAUUCUGGAACCAAUUACACAUACAGAAGAUAUGCAAGUGCAAAGUUCUUCAUCUGAGCCGAAAGUUGUGAAUGAAGUGGCAGGUGAACAUCAGCAAGAAGAGACGUGUUUAGCGGAACUGGUUAAUUUGGAUUCUUCUGUUUCUUUACCCGCUGACACGGGCAUUGAGAAUGUUGUGGCAGGUGAACAACAGCAAGAAGAGACGUCUUUGUCAGAACAAGUUAAUCUGGAUUCUGCUGCUUCUUUGCUCACUGAUAUGGACAUUGAAGAUGGUGAAAUUCCCGAUGGGUUAGGUCUCUAUAAUGAAUUAGUCGAUUUGAUACAUGAGGAUCUUGCAUCGAAUGAAGAAAAGAGCGUUGGCAAAGACCAGAGUCAGCAUGGAGUUAUUAAGGAGAGCGAGUUCGAGGCUCGACAACAGGAUGAUUUGGGGGCAGUUGAAAAAUAUAUGUCAUCAACUUGUACUCCGGAAGAAAUUCUGAUGAAAAAGAACAAGAGGAAACUUGAUAGAGAUUAUGCAGUAGGUGUUGGUAAUAGAAAUCUCAAACGGGGUUAUGGGGAUGAUUUGCUGCUAGGAGCAGGAAAUGGUGGAAAGGAAAUUGAGGAAGCCAAUGUGGAUGCACCUGCAAAAAAGGCAUGUUUGAUUGAUAGAAAUCUUGAACAAGGUUAUGGGGAUGAUCGGUUGCAACAGGCAGGGAAUACUAGAGGCGAAAAUAGUGAAGCUAAAGUGGCUGCAAUAACAAAAGAGGUAGAGCUUUGUAAUAGAAAACUCGAACGGGGUUAUGAUGAUGAUUGGUUGGGAGAUGCAGGAACCAGUGGGAAGGAUAUUUGUGAGGCCGAAGUGCAUGAAAAAACAAAGAAGAACACGAAAGUAGUUGAAAAGAGAUUAAGAGUUGUUGGUAAAGAAAGAAAAGAAAAGAAAAAGAUGAACGGGCGAAAAAAGAGAGCACAAACGCGAAGAGAACAAGGAGUCAAGAGGUUGAGAAUUGAACCACAAAUUUCAAAACCAAAACCACCAAAGUACUGCGAAUUUUAUCUUAAAGGAAGAUGUCAGAAGGGUGAUUCCUGCAAAUUUUCCCAUGAUACAACUCCAUUGACGAAAUCCCAGCCAUGUAAGUUUUUGGCACUCCAACAGUGCUUGAAAGGUGAUGACUGUCCAUUUGAUCACCAACUCUCCAAGUAUCCAUGUAACAACUUCGCUUCCAAUGGUUCUUGUUACAGAGGAGAUAAAUGCUUGUUCUCACACAAGAUUGCGGAAACUCCUAAACCAUCUGACGUUACCCCAACAGAAGCAGUGUCUCAGCAUUCGCCGAAUAACAUAAAUACGAAGAGAAGUCAGAACACAAAGAACAUUUCUCCUUGUACACUCGAUAAAGUAUCCAGUGGGGGGUCUCUGAAGACCCCCUCAACAACAGGAAGCCAAGUCCACAAGAAUCCUGAGCAGAGUGUGUUGGAAAAACUGAGAUCACCUGCACAACCACCUAAAGGAGUUACAUUACUCUCAUUCGGCAACUCACCUUCAAAUAACUCCAGUGUGAGACCACCUGCACAACCGCCUAAAGGAGUAACAUUACUCUCAUUCGGCAAUUCACCUCCGAAUCACUCCAGUAUAAGACCAGCUGUGCAACCACCUAAAGGAGUAACAUUACUCUCAUUUGGCAAUUCGCCUCUGAAUAACUCCAGUAAUAAGACGAACUCUAAUGGCACUGAAGCAAGCACUCAAAAAGAUCAAGAGACAUUGAAAACUCCCCAAAGUUCGAAUGAGCUGUUCCAGAAGACUACACCGUCAACACUGGCUUCUGCAAGUCAAUGUUCACAAAACCCAUUACAGAACGCCCAGAACAAGAAUUCAGCUCAAAGUUCACCAUCAUCAUCAGCCUUGUCUUUUGCAGCCAAGUAUGAAUCUGAAAUGAUGAAGAACCGGUCAAAAAUUCCCACCGGCUUGUGCACCACCACCACCUCCAACAGUAGUAAGACACCGAGCAGCAGCACAGCUGCCAGUUCAAGCAUUGAUAACAUCCAAAAUCGAUUACUGAAAGCCUCUCCAUUACUUCAAGAAUUCUUGUUCGGUUUUGGUGGAACUGAUGGUAAACUGUAAAUUGUAAAAUAUGAAAAAAAAAAAAACCAUUCUCAUUCAUAGCUUCUCACUUUGUACCAACUUAUAUAGUAUCAAUCAAAAUUUUGUAGAUUUGCUGUAAUUCUCCUCAUUUAUGCCAAUUAAGAUUAAUGUCUGACUUAAGUCAGCAUACUUUGACC